Leguminivora glycinivorella is the source of this 4085-nucleotide messenger RNA. It is a transcript of the gene botv, whose product is annotated as exostosin-3. NCBI's taxonomy places the organism in Eukaryota, Metazoa, Arthropoda, Insecta, Lepidoptera, Tortricidae. Gene Ontology annotation, cellular component: membrane. The transcript has 10 exons. The record is from RefSeq and is a predicted model, not a curated record. Gene Ontology annotation, molecular function: glycosyltransferase activity. The coding region runs from base 231 to 2993 and encodes 920 amino acids.
UGACUUUUCAAGUAUGCUAAAAGGCCUAAAAGCAAGCUAAGAACCUAAAAUUAUAUAUAUAGCAGUAUUUUAGACAGGCAGGCUAGUUCUGUUGUUAAUACCAAGUUAAUACGUACGAAACUGAUGUGAAUGCAAUUAACUGGAAUGUGGAAUGAAGCAGUUUUUUAGUGUAAUAGGUUUUAGCAAUUACUACUUUUGAGAAGUAUGUGAUACAAUUAAAAUUGUGCAAAAUGUUACUAAAUGACCGUCUAUGCCAGUGGCUGGGGCAUCUAAAAUUGUCUCGAGUCAUUUUAAUGGUCUCCGUAAUAUUAUUUGUGGUGCCGCUUGUAACACACUAUUAUUUGUCCAAGUAUGAUUCAAUAUCAUUUUCCUUUGAUGGCAACCCCAUGCGCCAUACUCUGGACGCCUAUGGAGACUUUUCAUUGAUGAACGCGGCAGAUCUCAAGAUUAGAAUAGAAGAAAUGCUAAGAAUUAAGGCAUCAGUAUCGACAGAGCUCCGUGAGCUAGAAGCUCGUCGAGCGCGUUUGCAGCGGGAGGCGGCGGCGGCGGGCGCGCGCGCCGACAGCGCCAAGACCGAGCACUCGCGCGCCGCCGCCGAGCUGCAGCGCCUGCGCGUGUCCGCCGACCAGGCGCGCCUCGCGCAGCUCGAGGCCAUCCGCCGAGACUCGCCGGAGCUCGCUCCGCCUUCCCCUCUCCUCCCCUCGCAACCUCCGCCCGUCCUCCCACCCCUGCCGUCUGCUUCUCAACACCACUGCCGCAUGCACUCCUGCUUUGAUCACUCUCGGUGCUCUCUUACCUCCGGUUUCCCUGUAUACUUUUAUGAUCCUGAUGCUUAUGCGACCACCGCUGGCGCCGAAGUGGAUGGCUUUUUGAAAACCACAGUGAGACAGACACUGGGGUACAAUGCGCAUAUUACACAAGACCCCAAAGAGGCUUGUAUCUAUCUAGUCCUGGUAGGAGAAGCUUUCUCUUCAGAAAGGAGUUCUAUGUCAACUGGUAACAACUUAAAAUUGGCUCUAAAUGAAAGUGUAAUAAAGAGUUUGCCGUAUUGGGGCGGCGAUGGUCGCAACCACGUACUUAUUAACUUGGCGCGAAGAGAGCUGUCCGUGGGCGCUGGCGACGCGUUCAAGAGCGCUAUGACAGGCAGGGCUAUGAUAGCGCAGUCUACGUUUACUUUGAACCAGUUCCGGCCCGGGUUCGACAUCGUGAUGCCCCCAGCGCUCGGCCCACCCGGCGGAGACGUAUGGCUCGACUGCGCUCCUAUGGCUCCCGCCAGACGGAAAUAUUUACUUAGUUUUCAGGGCUCGCAACCUCCUUUUAGUGGAUUGAAUAAAGAUGAAGACAAAUCUGUGAUCGAAGCACUCCAAAAGACAGCCAAGUCAAGCUCUACGUCGGAUGUAUUUUUCCUGCAAUUUGAAUGCGACCCACCCGUGGAAAAGCGUACAGUAUUUCCUAUUGGCGACUGGGCGUUAUGCGGCACGGAUCGCUCAAGGCGGGCCUUGUUAAAAGAUUCUACUUUUGUCAUCAUUCUCGCCCCUAGCGAUCCAAGUUACACUUCGACAGCGUUGCUGCAAGCAAGACUGUAUGAAGGUUUGAGAUCCGGCGCGAUUCCUGUCAUACUGGGAGGAGACAGAAUUACAUUGCCUUAUGAUGAAGUGCUCGAUUGGCGACGUGCAGUACUAUUGCUUCCGAGGGCUCGAGUUCCCGAGCUGCAUUUUGUUCUACGAGCGUUUUCCGACGCCGACCUACUUGCAUUUCGGAGACAAGGGCGACUAUUCUGGGAGCGAUACCUUAGCUCAGUGCAAGUGAUGGUGGAUUCACUGUUGGCAGUGAUCCGAACACGACUGAACAUACCGGCUCGGCCGGCGGCACCGACGGUCGGGGCACCGGCCUUCAACGAAACGUUUUACCCGCCACGGCUGGAGCCGCCGGCGAUAGACGCAGAGCCGGAGGAGACGCUCGGGCCGCUCGAGGCGCCGUACGCGAGCCCGACAUACCGCCGCAACUAUUCGAUAGGGCUGGUGCACGGGUACGAACUGUGGAACGAGUGGGCGGACCCGUUCGCGCUGUACCCGCAGACGCCGUGGGACCCGCCGGUGACGUCGGAGGCGCGCUUCAUGGGAUCGGCGGCUGGCUUCCGGCCGGUGGGCGCGGGCGCCGGCGGCGCCGGCAAGGAGUUCAGCGAGGCGCUGGGCGGCGACCGCCCGCGGGAGCAGUUCACCGUCGUCAUCCUUACUUACGAGCGGGAGGCGGUGCUGGCGGCGGCCGUGGCGCGUUUGCGGGGCCUGCCUUAUUUGAACAAGGUGGUGGUGGUGUGGAACGGGCGCACUCCGCCAUCCGCGUCGCUGGCCUGGCCGGAGAGCGGCGCGCCCGUGGCGGUGGUGCGCGCGGCGCGCAACUCGCUCAACAACCGCUUCCUGCCGUACGACCUCAUCGACACCGAGGCCGUGCUAUGCGUCGACGACGACGCGCACCUCAGACACGAUGAGAUCGUGUUCGCCUUCAGAGUAUGGCGCGAGCAUCGAGACCGCAUUGUGGGAUUCCCUGGACGAUAUCACGCCUGGGACCUCAACUACAACAACGGCUUUCUUUACAACUCGAAUUACAGCUGCGAGCUCAGCAUGGUGCUAACAGGCGCGGCGUUCGUGCACCGGUAUUACCUGUGGGCCUACUGGCGCACGCUGCCCGCCGCCAUAAGGGACUACGUCGACGAGUUCAUGAACUGCGAGGACAUCGCUAUGAACUUCCUCGUUGCGCAUAUCACUAGAAAACCACCCGUGAAGGUUACGUCUCGCUGGACGUUCCGAUGCCCCGGGUGUCCUGUCACGCUUUCUUCUGACGAGACUCACUUCCACGAGAGACACAAGUGCAUCCAGUUCUUUUCACAGGUUAUGGGCUACACUCCGCUGUUGUCGACGCAAUACCGAGCAGACUCCGUUCUCUUCAAGACGCGCAUUCCGCACGACAAGCAGAAAUGUUUCAAGUUCAUAUAACGAGCAGGUUAGCACCCAAUCUAUAGGUACAUAUCAAUUUACAAUACAAAUAUCUGGCAGUUAGCGUAGACAUCGUGUUAUUCACGAAAAGCCGCGCGUUGACUCUUCGUAAUGUCAUGUUAUUAAAUGUUAGAUUUACAAAUCUACGCGCCAUUGUGAAUGAUACGAACUAUUAAGACAAGUCAACCGAGAUACACGUAUUGGUUUAGGCCCUAAACUGUAGGGGAAGGAUAGGACCUAAAACGAAUGGUUAGUUAAUAAAUACUGGGAGGUAAUAUGCCAGGAAAAUUCUUUCUUUAAAAGGUCUUUAAUUCGUCUAAUAUUUCUGAAAAUGCUGAAAAAGCGAUAUAUGAUAGUCAUAUUUCAUGACUUGACUAACAAACCUAUUAGGUAUUCUUCAACAUUACGCAUUUAACUAUUAAUAGCUGCUACGCAAGGCAAAAGCAUUUAAUUUACCUAAUAAGUGUCGUUUCGCAGGGCAUUCCACCACAACCGGAAAUAUGUAGCAUUAGGGCCCAUUUACAGGGCGCGCGGACUCGAUUGAGAUUUUGGUUUCAAUUUUCAUUGUGGGCAGUUGAGGUUAUAGCCACUUCUAGCGGCCAAUCAAAUGCAGCAUUGUAAUAAAACUCGCAUGCGAUUUCUCGCACCAUGUAAAUCAGCCCUUAAGUUGCAUUUAGACCAAAUAUGUGUUGCGAGAUCUGUUUUAUAGCAAUAUAAUCACUACACAAGUGCACAUCACAUCACACUUUUGGUCGGAAAGCAGCCUUUUAGGUUAGGUAAUAUUUUAUAGUUUUUAUACUACCUUUGGAAAUAUCCUUUUGUUUUUUUAUUGUUCACUUUAUACACAUGUAGUCAAAUAAAUACAGAGUACCUAAAGCAUGCGCGAAAUACAUAUUAGGUUACACAGUUUAAUUUAAAUCAAGUUUACAUACAGAUCAUGUGUAAUUUUCAUAAUAAUGAGGCUUUAUGUAAGAAUGAGGCUUUAUGUAAGAAUGAAGGUUUCUGUAAUAUUAUUAGGAAUGUAUAUUGUAUUUAUACUGUUUGUGUGUAGACUAUACUAUACUUACAGAUAGAAACAUAGUGAUACAUGUU